Molecule: messenger RNA, 1026 nt
Organism: Anthostomella pinea
Lineage: Eukaryota; Fungi; Ascomycota; Sordariomycetes; Xylariales; Xylariaceae
Source: the annotation of a GenBank genome assembly
AUGGGCGCACAGGGAGACGAUCUGGAUGGCUUGACCAACGACGAUGUUUUCCAAUUAAAUGCUGUUUUGUUUGGGAAACGCCAAGUGGACCUCACCAAUUUCGGCUUGAACGUAGCCUCGCAACAACAGAAGCAACCGCAACAGCAGCAACCGCAACAGCAGCAACCGCAACAGCAGCAACCGCAACAGCAGCAACCGCAACAGCAGCAACCGCAACAGCAGCAACCGCAACAGCAGCAACCGCAACAGCAUCAACACCAACGCUUUACGCACGAAGACAUUGCCGAAUUAGAUGCUGUUUUGUUUGGUCACAGCCCAAACAACCGCCAAGUGGUCACCAAUCACGGCUUGAGCGUAGCCUCGCAACAACAGCAGCAACCGCAACAGCAUCAACACCAACAACAACAUCAGCAGGCCCAGCUAGCACAUAAUCAGCAUCAGCACCAGAAUAUUGAGGUCCAGGACCAGCAGCCGGAACAACAGCAGCCACCGCUAGCUGUCACAGUACCGCCGCCGCCGACUUCCGGCACCACGCCUACCACCCCCGACACCAUGUUUGCCACCCCGGACACCAGGAAGAAUGACUCACCCAACACCAUAAAUACCACCCCCGACACUACGAAUACCACCCGCAGCAUCACGAAUGCCACCCCCGACACCCCCACCCCCAGCAACUUCAACUACCUCCCAGAACAGGCGAUCUGCGGCAACUGCCAUCGGAGCUACUUCCUGGACAACAACGGGCCCAACGCUUGUCACUAUCACAGCGGAACGCCGCAGGUCAACGCGUCUUCGCCGAUAUGGCAUGCCAUGAGGAUCGAGACGCCCGAGGACACGCCGUACAACCGUCGGCGCUGCCCGAUUGGCUUUCGCUACAGCUGCUGUGGGAGGGACAUGAUCGCGUGGCUUGGAUGCGUCUCGGGGAGGCAUGAGCCUCCGCUUGCGGCUCCGCCUGCGCCCAUGGCCCCGGAGUCUGCACAAGGGCACGAUUCGGAGGAGGAUGCGCCGUGGGACUUGGAGGAAUAA